AUGGGUAGAGCAGAGAUAGGAACAGCAAAAUAUGAAUCAAAAAGAUUAAAAGCGAGUGGAUUACAAAAAUUAAAAUUUUAUUGUCAAUUAUGUUCAAAACAAUGUAGAGAUUCAAAUGGUUUUAAAAUGCAUUUAAAUUCAAAAUCUCAUUUAGGUAGAAUAUCAAAUAUAACUAAUGAUAAUUCAAGUUCAAAGAUAAUUACAAAUUAUUCAAAUGAAUUUCAAAGAAAUUUUUUAUCAUUGUUAAAACAAAAUCAUGGUAAUAAAAAGAUUAAUGCAAAUAAAUUUUAUCAAAAAUAUAUUAUACAAAAAGAUCAUAUUCAUAUGAAUGUUACAAGAUGGAAAAGUUUAACCAGUUUUGUAAAAUAUUUGGGAUCAAAUGGAAUAGUGAAAGUAACUAAAACAGGAGGAGAAGAUGAAAUGGAUGAUAUUGAUGACGAAAAUUUUCAAAAUGAUGAUCAACAAGGUUUUAAUCUUGAAAUUCAACUUAUAGAUAAUUCAAAUCUUGCAAAAAUUAAAGAAAAAGAUAAUAAUAAUCAAAUUGAAAAAGAUCAAGCUUUGGAAGAUAAAUUAUUACAAGAACAAAUACGAUUAGGAAAAGAAAAAGAAGCAAAAGAAGCUAAAUCGAAAGAGCAACAAAAUGUAGAAGAAGUAUUGAAAGAAGAAACAAGUAGUGUCAAAGUUGAUGGUCCUGUUAAAAUUAGUUUAAACAAACCAGGGAUUGUUAAAAAGAAUAAGAAAAUGUUAAAGAAGAAUGAAUUCGAGUGA
Lodderomyces pseudojiufengensis is the source of this 768-nucleotide messenger RNA. RefSeq lists its product as uncharacterized. The record is from RefSeq and is a predicted model, not a curated record. Gene Ontology annotation, biological process: DNA replication; DNA damage response. Gene Ontology annotation, cellular component: nucleus. Gene Ontology annotation, molecular function: double-stranded DNA binding; zinc ion binding. The transcript has a single exon. Lineage: Eukaryota; Fungi; Ascomycota; Pichiomycetes; Serinales; Debaryomycetaceae. The coding region runs from base 1 to 768 and encodes 255 amino acids.